AUGGCCGCCGCCACAGCCCCGCCGUCGCAGAGCGCGGACCUGAUGCCGCCGCCGCCGCCCCCUCCGCCCGUCCCGCCGCCGACUGCGCCGCGUCCGCGCCGCCGCGCAAGGGAAGUCAGCUCCCGGUACCUCUCAACGCCAGUCCCCUCGACCCCGCGCCUCUCCACCGCCUCCGCGGCCUCCUCCACGCGGUCGCGCUCCCCGUCGCCGUCGCCUCGUGGACGGCAGCGGGCGGCCACGCCCUUCGCCAACGAGAACCACCGGCCCCCGCCGCCGCCGCCCACGGGCACCGUCGCGCGCCGGCGGGCCGUCCAGAAGCUUUUCGAGGAAACCGGCGCCGGGAACCCGCGCGCCUUGGUGGGCUCCAACUCCUCCGCCGUGUCCGCAGCUACUCCGCGGCAGCUCCCGCGCUCCACCAGCGGGCCGGCCGCGCCCACCGCGCGGAGAGGGUACCCGCGCCUUCCGACGCCCGCGCGUGCUGGCUCCUGCCCAGCCUCCGCCGCGGUGGAAUCCGACACCGCUUCUUGCUGCUCUUCGUCUGAUACGUCGUCCACGGCCACUGACUUGUCUGAGGCCGAUCGGGCGCUCGGGAUGGCCCCAGCCUUGUCGUGCGAGAGCCCGCCGCUGCUGGGCCCAGCGUCCUGCCGCUGGGGACGCCUCUCGUCAGAGCUCCGCUCGUCGGUGCCGGAGUCGGGCGGGUCCUCGCGGGCGUCCAACCCACUGUGCUACCGCUCGCUCAACUCGGCACUGUCGAUCUCAACGGCGAAGCUGACGGCGGCAGGGAGGCCACCACAGCCGCAAGGGCCGAAGGCAGCUGAUCUGAAGAGGGCGGCCAUCGUGGGGGGCAGGAAGGUCGCGGGGAAGCAGGAAGACGUGCACCAGCUGCGGCUGAUGGACAAUUCGUACCUCCAGUACAGGUUCCUCAACGCCCGGGUUGAGGCAGCAGGCAGGGCCAAGGCGGCGGCUGCAGAGAAAUCCUUGUACGGGCUCGAGGAGAGGAUCGCCAGCCUCAGGGUAUCUGUUGCUGAGAAGAGGGCAGAGAUGGAGAGGAUGAAAAGGCAGCAUACAUUGAGUUCAGUAGUAAAUGCGCAGGUGCCAUAUUUGAUUCAGUGGGGUGAGAUUGAGGGGAGUCAUGCAAGCUGCCUUAGAGGGGCAACAACAGCACUGUCUAACGCCUCGUUACGGCUACCAAUCAUUGGGAGUGUAAAUGCCAACUGCGAGGAACUUACAGAAGUCCUUAAGUCAGCAGCACAAUUACUUGAACCGCUUUCACCUUGCAUCGAAAAUUUCCUACCAAAGGUUGAACAAGUCGACGAUGUGGCCUCUAAUCUGGCCCAGGUUAUCGCUACUGAGAGAACCUUGAUAGAGGAUUGUGGUAAUCUCCUACACCAAGCACAGAACCUGCAGCAUAUACCACUUUCCCUGGCUGGCAUCUGCUCUAACUUUGCCACAAAAUAUCCAACUGAUGCGAUGACAAAUUCCAAUUGCAUAGAUGAGGGAGUCCAGCUUGAGGAGUCAAGUGAUGCAACUGAAACAAAAUGA
Messenger RNA from Miscanthus lutarioriparius, 1542 nucleotides. Lineage: Eukaryota; Viridiplantae; Streptophyta; Magnoliopsida; Poales; Poaceae. The record is from the annotation of a GenBank genome assembly.